AUGGAUCCUUCAGAAGUUGAAUUCGUCGCAGAAAAGGAAAAAAUAUCGAUCCUGACGAACUUCUCUGAGAACAAAAUUUAUUUGAUCGGGGUAAGCUUUGUUUGUCGGUUUUAAAGUGCAGUGUAGAUUGGUUAAUAUGUAAGCUUUUUACUCUAAUAUAGAAUAAGUGGCGUUUUAGUGUGUACACCGGUCAAGGAUCGUAUUGCUGUUUUUCAAUUCAGGGGGACAUAGGCCCAUUCAAUGCAUCACUGCCAACAGAAGUGCCUCUGUGGGUGGCAAUAUUUCUAAAACAGAGAAGAAAAUGCAGAAUCCAGCCUCCUGAUUGGAUGGAUGUUGGUAAGAGAAGGAGUUCAGUGCAAGCAAUUCUGUCAUAUUGCACAGUCAUCAGUUUUAAAGCACGCACCUGUGUAAGGCAGACACUUAGGUUAUGUCUUGCAGGGUAUGACACCCAUGUAAAAGUGAUAGUGAUGCAGGGCUGUCAACCCCCCUCAUCUUCAAAUAUUGAGAAUUGAUAGGGAAGGGAUGAUAGAUGACGUCAUAAUGCACUGUACAUGACAUCAUUUGGGCAAAAAAAUGCAUGAAAAAGCACAAUUGUAACAUUUGACCUGAUUGGUUUACUUCCCACCAAUCACAUUAUCGCUUAUAAUACAAUGGCAUACACCAGAGUUUGUGAGGAAACAUUCAAUAGCAAAAUAGCUCAAACAACACAAAAUUUCAUUGUCGGAAAGUCUAAUCUACAAGAAAUGAUAAACUUUGGCAAUUAUCCGGGAGAUUUUAGACUCUAAUCUAGAGACUGGGAGAAACGGUUCAAAAUCUGGAGUCUCCUGGAUUAUCCGGGAGAGUUGACAGCACUGGGGAUGCUGGUCUUAGAAUUUAUUAAACCCUAAAAGGAGACUAAAGUAAGCAUGACCCAGACUUUAUUUGACCCCCAAAAAAGGGGUACUCCAACAAAGUGGGACAGCAUUUAAUAUUUUUAUUGGGAUGUUUCUCUACACGCAACCUUUAGUGAUGCAUUAAUGGCCAAACAUAAUUUAUUGGCAUUUCAUCCUGAGCACCCUAAGAGAAAUCAAAAUUUGCAAUCUCUACCCCUAAAUUCGGAGAUGAGCAUCCUGCCAUUUUUAUGUGGGAGCAAACCCCGCCCGGGAGGGAUGUGGGGGAGGGAUAGUAAAUGGGUAUCAGUUAGAGACACCUACCGGUAUGUACAGUGUAUUAUUGUCAACUCUUUCUAAGACAGACACUGUUGUGACCAGCACCAAUUGUCCAUUUUAAAGAGGUAUCUGUCUUUUAUAGAGUCAAAGGCAGGGACCAACUCCGUUGCCUCUUUUAGAGCAGUAACCAUCUUAAACAUGGCGUAACUUUUUGUAAAGAGAUUUUGUUGACUGAUGUAUAGGAAGUCUGAUACAUGCUUGUAUAGUUGGGGCAUGGGUGUGCCAGGGCUGUCAGUAGGAGCCAAGGGCCAGGGAUUUUCCUUGGCUACUAUUAGCGUGAGCCCCGGCUACUUUCAUAGGAAACAAAAGGAAAAUCAAAUCAGAAGAACUUCCUUGCUGUUCAGUUCCUCUCCUACUAAUUGCAGAUACCCGGCAACUUGAAAUUUUAGUAACAGCCCUGGGUGUGCUCCAAGAAAAUUGUAGACUGCCCAUUGAACAGAACCUGUGAAAUCCAGGGUUUCCAGUACAUGCAAAAAUUAAGAUUUUCUAGUCAUCCAAGAGCAAAAGUAAGAGCCAGGGGCCACUGAUGGAGUGCUGAUAGAUCAGAGCACUGCCCUGAUUGGGGAGAAAACAUGUUAAGGGCUACAUGUAAAAGGGUCUGAGUUAAAACUUAUUUCACAGAAAGACUUCAGGAACUCAAGGAAAAGGAGAAAGAGGCUGAGUACUUCACGAAAAUGCCUUCAAAACACUACAUGGAAAUUGCUUCCCUUCUUCUUAGCAGGUAACAUGGAAGAAUACAGUGUGACUAUCAUGAACUCCUCAAUAUUAAUGAACUACUGUUCUUUGAAGAGCGAACUGAGGAAGACUUAGACUUAGUGUAAGAGAUUAGUUGAAUUAACCUGACAUUUGGCUACUGCGCAGCUUUCUGCAUGGAAGGUUCUGAGUUCAAUUCCAAGGAGUGACCUCAAAUCCUUGUUUGAACUUCUUUCCUUUAGUUUCAAUGUAGCUUUAAGUGGUUUAAAAUACCGAUAAAACAGAGCACUGAGGGAAAGAGAGGGAGUAAAAUGACCUCACUGUCAGCCUUAGGUUUGUCAGUUGAAGUCAUGUUACAAGUUACCAACGUAAUAAUAAGGACUUUUACGCUAACCUUACCUUUAUUUGUUCAUGUGUAUUUAAAGUAAAAGAAAUGGGAGAGUAGUUUUUCUCUAUUAAAGGGGGGAACUAGGCCAGAGCACAGUAGAGGCUUUAUGGUUAAAUAUUUACAGUGGAGUUUAUUGAACAUUCUGAAGCUUUUUAUUUAACAGUAGUCUGAUACAGCAUAUUUAAAUUAACCUUUCUUUCUAGUGCUGCUGAUGACAUUCCUCAUGCAGAUGAGGUGCGCACAUUAAUCAAAGACAUUUGGGACUUGAGGAUUGCUAAACUUAGAAAAUCUAUUGACAUCAUGGUUAGCCAACAGGAAGUCUAUGCACGGGUACGUAUGGCCUUUUAAUAUUUUUGGACUUACUGACUCUUCUGUUAACUCCAGCUGCUUUUUCUCACUGUAAAUCCUCUAUAGUUAUUACCCACCUCUCAAAUAAGCUCCCCCCUUUUCAGGGAAAGAAAGUUAUUAAGUCCCCUCCCUCUUAUAUCCCCUUCCCCCCUUAUUCAUAUGAUUAUUACACUUCAUAUGGACUUAUCUGGUAUGUUUUACCAUGUGCUGGAAGUUUUGAUUUGUUUUUGAUCUUCGGCUACGUGACCUACAACUUCAUGUGCCUGAGCUUUUCCACUCUGUGUUCUUGUUCUUUAUGGAAAAUUGAUACCACCACCUUUGCUAAAUUAAAUACUGCCCCCCCCCCCUUCAAAAAAGCAUGCCAUCUCUAUUAAGCCCCCACCCACCCCCCUCAAAUGGAAUAGAGGAUUUAUGGUUAAAUUAACACAUGUCAUAUAGUGGGGUAAGGAACCAUUCCCCAAAUUUAAGGUAGUUGCUGUUUUUGCUUAAAAGGUGCUACAGUUGCACUUUUUUUAAGAGCGAAUUCUACUCAGAUGUCGUCACUUCAUUUCCUGUGUGUUUUGAGUAAGGAGUUACCUGUUCUGGGAUGUGCCCUAGCACCACCUAACAGGGCUUUUGCCGAGAUUUCAUAAAAUACAGUAUGCUAGGGCUACGUUUUUGGUAGGCAGUGAAUUUAACAGCUAUAAAGUUCUCUUGGUUCUAUUUUCCUUUUGUUUCCUAUGAAUCUUAAAAAGUUUCUCAUGCUAACAGGGGCAGGGGGGAAUCCCCUGCCCCCCGGCCUAGUCAGUGCCAACUUACUAGUACUUUGCCUUCGAGUGACAACAGGAAUUGGUAGCAUUCGCACCAAAUUUACCCAGGACACCCUGAUUUCAUUCUUUUUAGGGUUAGUGCUUCUGGGUUCUGUAGAAUUUUUCGUAUGUCACAGCCCUACUCUAUAGUAAUUCUGUUCAUGGGCACUCACUUGCUGUUACAAAACAUUUCUUUACUCUAAAUUGUCAAGUUAUAUCCUACCCUUGAUAAAGUGACUUACAGCAACAUAAAAUGUCACUGAUAGCUUCAAGCUCAUGCAUUUGUUAAAAAAUAAUUAUUUUUAAAUUUUGUCUUGCAGCUUGAUGAUCUGUCAUUGAUGGAAAUCAACAUGAUUCGCCCAUUUCUCACACAAGCACUUGAUCACAUGCACAACUUGAGGUGCCAUGUUGCUGAGAACCCAAGCAACACCUAA
This is a messenger RNA of Porites evermanni, 3859 nucleotides long. The record is from the annotation of a GenBank genome assembly. Lineage: Eukaryota; Metazoa; Cnidaria; Anthozoa; Scleractinia; Poritidae.